AUGAAGGAUACUGAAAAAGCCACUGGCCAACAUGUUGAGAUGGUACACGAUGAAAUAUCCGAGUCACCAAAACUUGAUGGUGAAGCGAUUAAGGCUAUGGGAACAGUCAAGUUGACCGAAGGCUCAAUUAUCUAUAUCCCAACUCCAACAGCAGACCCGCAAGAUCCUCUCAACAUGCCUCUUUGGCAGAAGAUAGUCGUGCUGAUCGUUAUAUCUACCUUCUCAACUAUUGGCAUGUCUCUUGUUUCCGGGUUUGGAGGGUUGUUGACCUUCUAUAUACCGGAAUAUGUGGCAGUAGGCAAGGAUUAUGCAGAUAUAACGGCACUGAUGACGUACCCAACUUUAUUCAUGGGAAUCGGAAAUCUUGUCGGAAUGCCUUUGGCCAUUGCCGUUGGCCGUCGAAGCGUCCUCCUCCUAUUUACUCUAGUCCUUAUACUUGGUGCUGUUCUCUGUGCUGUGGCCCAGACAUACGAGUGGCAUUUAGCAGCUCGCAUGGUGCUUGGGUUGAGCGCGGGACAAAGCGAAGCAUUGGUUCCGAUGAUCACACAGGUGUUAUUGACAACCAUCUGGGUUCUUUUUGCUAGCCCCAUUGCAGGCGCCAUUACUCCACAGGGCUGGUAUUACCUUGGAGCUGGAAUGGCUGCUCUUCAAUUUGUUGUGGCUCUACUUUGGCUACCAGAGACUAAAUAUGAUCGGAAUCUUUCUGCAUAUCAGCAAGAUGUCUCAAGUGAUGAUUCCACAGAUGCAGUCGAUCUUGAGGCCGAUAUCCCUGACAAGACCAAAGUCACGAUUUGCAAAGAAAGGCCGCCUCUUGAUUUUGUCAACUAUGCGCCACGAACCUGGAGAUCGGAUAUGCGUCUUUGGGUAGGCAAGCCGGAGUGGUACAAAGCUGUCGAGGUUCUCAGGCAAACCGUGGAGCUUCUUUUCUUCCCCAAUGUCCUUUGGGCGUUAUGUCUCAAUGGGCUCACUAUCGGCGUCAAUAUUGCUAUUGGAACGACAUACGGUUCAAUUCUUACCGGAGCUCCGUACCACUGGCCUGACUCAAGCACAAGCUACGUGAACUGUGGGCAAAUCGUUGUCGCCGUUGCCGCACUUCCACUUUUAGGAACCGGCUCUGAUAAGCUAAUUCGCUGGUUUGCUCGACGCAAUGGUGGCAUGCACGAGCCUGAGACACGACUCUGGCCUCUGAUAUUUCCGGUGAUUGUUGGAACAUUUACUUCUGUUCUUUAUGGACAGGGUGCAGCCUUUCCAGAAAGGUAUCAUUGGUUUGUAUAUGUGUAUGUUGUCGCGGCCUACUACUUUUGCUUCGUGGGAGCCAAUAUCGUGGCUAUCACAUAUCUACUGGAUAGUUAUCCAGCCCGCACAGGGCCAUUACUCGUGAUUAUCUGUGCUUUCCGUGGUUUUAUUUCUUUUGGUACGAGCUAUGGUACAUCGGCAUUUGUGGCAAGUCACGGGUAUGAUGGUGCCUUCGGUAUCUUCGGGGGGCUAACUGGCGCUCUCGGCCUUUUGGGUGUGCCGGUUUACAUCUGGGGCAAGCAGAUCCGGCAGUUCACGGGUCGAUUUGCAAAGAGCAAGACGGAUUAA
Messenger RNA from Penicillium cosmopolitanum, 1584 nucleotides. RefSeq lists its product as uncharacterized. Lineage: Eukaryota; Fungi; Ascomycota; Eurotiomycetes; Eurotiales; Aspergillaceae. Bases 1 to 1584 code for a protein of 527 amino acids. Gene Ontology annotation, biological process: transmembrane transport. Gene Ontology annotation, molecular function: transmembrane transporter activity. The transcript has 6 exons. The record is from RefSeq and is a predicted model, not a curated record.